CAGCUCCAGCUGGAAAGAAAAAUAAAUAACAUCAACAAAUCACGUGAAAUUUUUCUAUCCAAUAGAUUAGAUAAGAUAACUUGUCAAGAGUUAAAACCAGUUUAUAAAAAAUCUACUUUCAUUUUUGUUUAAUCUAAAUAGCUGUCAAUGGUGUUAAAGCUUUCACUGAAACUUCUAAAGUUCCAGCGCAUAAUGGCUGCCAAUUAUUCUUCCAAACCUUCCACCGAAUUGCCAUUGCGAUUUGUCCAAUUUAUUCGCAAAAACGAAUCAAAUAAGCAAUUAGGUGUUUUAGCAAACGAUGGCUUAACACUUCAUCCACUUCCAAAUGGAACUUGUGACAAUAGCAUGAUUAAUCUUAUUAAACAAGAUGCCAAUGAAAUUGGAAAGAAUUUAAGUUCCUUGAAAUCGGAACAAUUGAAUGCAGACAUUGAACUUCUGCCACCGGUAACAAAUCCAGAGAAAAUUGUAUGCAUUGGUCUUAACUAUCUGGAUCAUUGUUUGGAGCAAAACAAACCGAAACCAAAAGAACCAAUGUUCUUUAGUAAGUUUGCCAGCACUUUGGUCGGCCCAGCGGGAAAUGUCAUUGCCCACAAAGUUUCCAAUAAAAUCGAUUUUGAAGUUGAAUUGGCUGUUAUCAUUGGGAAAGAAGCUAAGAAUGUAUCGAAAGAACAUGCUCUUGACUAUGUUUUUGGUUAUUCUGUUGCUCAAGAUAUCUCAGCUAGAGAUUGGCAAAAGGAACGAAACGGUGGACAGUUUUUAAUAGGAAAGUCUAUGGACUCGUUCUGUCCUCUGGGACCUGCUAUAGUGCACAAAAGUUUGGUAGAAGAUCCCCAUAAUCUUCAAAUAAUAACCCGUAUCAAUGGAGUAGAAAAACAAAAUGGAAACACAAAAGAUAUGAUUUACAAAAUUGAUGAUAUCAUUCAUGAAUUGACAAAGAGCAUUACUCUAAAACCUGGUGAUGUUAUUUUAACUGGAACUCCAGCUGGUGUUGGUAUGCAUAGAAAUCCACCAGAAUAUCUUAAACCUGGCGAUGUGAUUGAGAGUGAAAUUCAGUCUGUUGGUAAACUUCUUAACAAAGUUGUAGCCGAUGAAUGAGAUUAAAGUGCAUUUAUUUAACUAACUAAAGAAAAUAAUUAGGGAAAAUUUAAUAAAUGUUUAUGGUUCAUGUUUUAA
This is a messenger RNA of Episyrphus balteatus (marmalade hoverfly), 1173 nucleotides long. RefSeq names its product fumarylacetoacetate hydrolase domain-containing protein 2. The record is from RefSeq and is a predicted model, not a curated record. Gene Ontology annotation, molecular function: hydro-lyase activity. Bases 148 to 1095 code for a protein of 315 amino acids. Lineage: Eukaryota; Metazoa; Arthropoda; Insecta; Diptera; Syrphidae. The transcript is spliced from 3 exons.